Doryrhamphus excisus (bluestripe pipefish) is the source of this 4706-nucleotide messenger RNA. RefSeq names its product zinc finger and BTB domain containing 16b (gene zbtb16b). The record is from RefSeq and is a predicted model, not a curated record. Gene Ontology annotation, biological process: regulation of transcription by RNA polymerase II. NCBI's taxonomy places the organism in Eukaryota, Metazoa, Chordata, Actinopteri, Syngnathiformes, Syngnathidae. Gene Ontology annotation, molecular function: protein binding; DNA-binding transcription factor activity, RNA polymerase II-specific. Gene Ontology annotation, cellular component: nucleus.
UGGGGUGUGUUUCAGCUAAUUGCUGCGGUGUGUCAACAGUCCACGACUUCCCUCAAGACAAACCACACUUGCCUCUUUGCCGAAUCCAUAGAUUAUAUUUGGAGUUGAUGCGUCUUGUUUGGGGUGUCGGGUCAGGAGAAUGGAGACAAGCUAGCAAGUUAGCAUCAGGCAGCCACUUUCACGGCGACAGUGAGGCGAGAAGACUUUCAAAGUAAAAUAUUUUCCGGCACUUCCUAUCCUGUAACUUCAUGUUUAGAAUCUUUGUUAUUCUUUUGAAAGCAUAAAACGGUAAGUGCAAGACCCGGAAGACGUAAUUAACGAAUUGUGUCAAAAAGGUGCAAUGCAGGAGGCCAGCCACUUCCAAUUAUGAUUAUAGCGCCACGUUUUAACAACCGUAUCCUAAAUAGAUACACCAACCGUAUUUUAAACCGGGUUUCGCGAAACGUCAUCUCAACAGCGCCACGCUGUUCCAAGUGGCGUUUUAUUUUGACAGUCCGUCGCCGGAAGAGAUGCCUGUGCGACCGGGCGCUCGACUAAUCCGUCUACUUGGAGCAGGAGCGACUUUGGAGCGGGCACAUGUGAAAUGUGCAAGCAUGAUGCUGCCUGGAUAAACAGGGGCCGAGAGGACAGCUGUAGACCGGAAGCUCACAGACCCCCAGCUGAAGCAGGGCAAACGCCUCAUGCGCGGCACAGCCGAGGUCCGAGCGGAUACGGGUCUGACCAAACAUGGGCGUGCUCCAGCUACACAACCCCGCUCACCCCAGCACGCUCCUGCAGCGGGCCAACCAGAUGCGCUUGACGGGAACCCUGUGUGACGUCAUCAUCACUGUGGAUGGCCACGAGUUCCCGGCGCACCGCACUGUCCUGGCGUGUACCAGCAAAAUGUUUGAGAUCCUGUUCCACCGCAGCAGCCUGCGUUACGCCCUGGACUUUCUGUCCCCCAAGACCUUCCAGCAGAUCCUGGAGUACGCUUACACGGCCUCGCUGCAGGCCACGGCUGAGGAUCUCGACGAUCUGCUGUACGCCGCAGAGAUCCUGGAGAUUGAGUUCCUGGAGGAGCAGUGCCUGAAAGUGCUGGAGACCAUCCAGGCGGAGGAGAGCGAGGACGUGGUGGUGGGCAACCACGGUGACCGGGCCCGACACUGGAGACACAUGAUGUCCAAGAAGCAUUCCAUCCCAGAUGGACCCACUUGCACCACUCCAACUGCUCUACACCACCUGGCGUUCUAUCACAUGACAGAGAGGAGCCCGCAGGGUACAGAGUCCGCUGCACCUCCCGAAUUGAGCCCCAAACUAGACAUGGACAUGGACAUGACCCACCAGCCUCAGCGGGGAAACACAGAGGCCCCGACCCUUGAGCCUGUUGGGAGUAUCAAGUCGGAGAACAUGCAGGUGGAUGAAGCAGACAGCUGUGUGGGCCGCUCCUCAAGCGCAGGAGACGAAUGCUCCCCAUCCCAUCCGAGCAGGGAUGAGGGCCCGGGAACGCCGCUGAGGAGCAGCGUGAUCACAAGCACCCGAGAGCUGCACAGCAGCCCCGAAGACGGCGCCCCGGUGGUGGGGAGCUCCCUGGACUAUUUCCCGGGGAUAGCCGAGAAACACCUGGGCCCUCUGUACUCCGUCACCCCCAGCCGCACAGGGGAGGCCAUGACACAGGUAUCCCUUUCGGUGGCCCCGUCCCUGGGUGUGCCACUGGACCCGAGGGCCUAUGGCAGCCUGCUGCACCAGGGCCUGCUGCACAGGGAGCUCCUCACCAGGCUGGGCCAGUUUGCGGCAGGAAUGCGGCACGAGGGGUCCCCUCCGGGGCCGCAGUGCUGUGGCGAAUGCGGGCUGCAGCUGCACAGCAGGCAGGCCAUGGAGCAGCACAGGAGGCUGCACGACGACGAGAAGGGCCACGGCUGCGAAUAUUGUGGCAAACACUUCCAGGACAGCAUGAGGCUCCGGAUGCACAUGUUGUCUCACACAGCUCCUGCAGAGGCGCUGGUGUGUGACCAGUGUGGAGCGACCUUCUCCUCGGAGGAGGCUUUGGACGCCCACAGGCUAACGCACACAGGGACUGACAUGGCGGUGUUCUGUCUGCUGUGUGCAAAGCGCUUCCAGACCCAGAAGGCCCUGCAGCAGCACAUGGAGGUCCACGCCGGCAUGCACAGCUACAUCUGUAGCCACUGCGAGCGCCCCUUCCCCAGUCACACCACCCUCAAACGACACUUGCGCUCACACUCGGGCGAUCACCCAUUCGAGUGCGAGUUCUGCGGGAGCUGCUUCCGAGACGACGGCACCCUGAGGGGCCACAAACGCAUCCACACGGGAGAGAAGCCUUACGAGUGCAACAGCUGCGGGAAGCGCUUCAGCCUCAAACACCAGCUAGAGACGCACUACCGUGUGCACACGGGUGAGAAGCCAUUUGAGUGUAAGCUGUGUCACCAACGGUCCAGAGACUACUCGGCCAUGAUCAAGCACCUGCGCACUCACAACGGAGCGUCUCCGUACCAGUGCACCAUCUGCCAGGACUUCUGUCCGAGCCUGGCCGCCAUGCAGAAGCACAUGAAGGGCCACAAACCGGAGGAGGUGCCGGCCGACUGGAGGAUAGAAAAGACUUAUCUGUACGUCUGUUACGUCUGAGCAGGUCUUGGACCCGGUGCGCACACACACACACACACACACACACACAAAAUGGGUGAAAACCUUUGCCGUGACGCUAGCUGGGUGAAUACAAAAAAUACUGAAAAAGUAGAAAGUCGUCAUUGUGGGAUCUUCAAACAUGCUAGUAGUGAAACAAAUAAGUUCCUUUGAUUUGGGUCACGAUUUGUGCCAUUUAUGAUAAAUAUGAUACCACAGGAGUCUCUAAUAAUAUUUGCUAAAAAAAAAAAGUCCUAGAUAGCCGAUAGGCAUCCUGACAUUUUGCACAGGAAUUGGCAGCUGAAGUCAUAUUCCAUGUCCUUACACGUACGUUUCAGGUUCCACACGGAAGUAGCAGUUAGAUGACAAUGAAGGUGUUUGUCAGGCCGUCGAUGGCUGCUGAAAAUAUGGUGGUAGUUUGCAAGGAUGCCAUGUUGUGAGCUAAAGCAAGCCUGGAAUGUCGUAUAUAAACCGUUUGUCUGUGGUGGUUGGACCGCUAGAAGGUCAGCUGUAAGGUCAAUGACUAAACUAGCGUUGAGCUGGAUAACAACGUCGUUCGUUCACGGUGGACCUGUCGGGCUUGUUGACUGCCUAAGUGGAGAUAGUCAUCUCGCCUGAUCGUGCCGCAAAACGUGGAAAGCAAUUCCUCGACGGCUCGAUCGGCCGUGAAACCUUCUCCUCUGGAUUCCUGUGACUAUUUAGUUUUUACAUUAGGAGUUCCAGUAUGUUCAUGUGCAUGUUUUACUUGAAAGCGCCGCCACGUUUUUGACCUCAUGAAGCGUGAUCUCUUUUGCGGCGGGUGUCACUGGUUCCGAGGUAGCAGGCUUCUAUUUCAGUGUAAUGGUUUUUUGUGCUAUUUAUACUGUAUGUUGUUACCAAAUAUAUGCUGGUUAUCACCACGCGGGCCGGCGAUAUCCCCGGGAUAGUUUCAAGUAGAGCAAGCUCUACCUCGACAUUAUUUUCCCGUUCGUUAGCAAAAGUGUUCAUCCGUCCGUGGUUUUCAUUUCCUUCUGAUUGCCGUCACAGUUGAAAUGGUCACAGUGUAAAGAAAAAAAUGUCAAAAGCCUCAAGUUGGCUUUUUGUGUCGUUUCUUUCUUUAAUAAUUAGAUGUCUUACAAACCACAGAAGAUGAUUUUUUAAAAAGGUACAACUAGAAGACGAAAAGACGCCGUGUGUUUUUUUGAAAUAAAAUGUGAAAAAAGAAAACUGACACAGAAUUGUGAAAGUCGGUGUCAGUGCUAGUGUAUGUGUCAUGUACAGGCCGUCCCGCGUUGUUGUUCCCUGUGUGAGCCUAACACAGGCCUUAUAGAAUAAACAUGUUGUAUUUUUGUAUCGCAGUCAUUUGCUGUCUUGUUUACAUUUGCUAUGAUUUGACAAGCAUCUUCAAUGUGUGAGUUUUUUCUACGUCUCCGAUUUGCGUGCCUCCUUUUCUAAGUAGAACAUUGACAUGCUUUGAGUACGUGGGUCUGUGCUGUUGGUGUUUGUUUCCUGUCCAAACUCGAGAUGAGCUGCCGCGUCCAUCCACGUCUCCAGCAUUGCAACUGGAAGCAACGUACUGUGACGCUGACGCUCUGAUGCAAGUUGCAAGCAACUGCCGAGUAAAAACGCUCGUCUCAAGUCUGCUCCCGUCAGACUGAGGUGUUUGUAUAGCACAUUAUGGCCACUUGGUGCCAUGGCAACACACAUCACUGUACCUGUUCUAUACAUCUACGUGCACUAUAACCAGAUAUAGUCGUGGACCAAAAGAAAUAGAGCACUUUUGUUUGAACUGUUGUUGGUUUUUUUUAAUCUUUCUAUGUGGUGAUAAUGCAGAUGUCCUUUUAUUUCACGUGUCCUAGAAGGCUGUCAUUCGCAUCGUUUAGAUAUGUCGAUGUCUGUCUACCUCAGGGCCAGGUCAAAGCUGGAGCUGGUGUCCAAUCAGGGUUGUUCUUCUUGCCAUGUGUGCGGUAAAAUCCCUCCUCAUUGCAGCUUUUUAACACAGUGUGUGAAAGUGUUCUCUCAGUGUGGAUUCAGGCACAACUCGUACACGUCAGUGUUUGAUGGCAUGGUCAAAAAAAAGAAAGAAUUAAAACAAUUGACUAUUCUAUGCA